AUGUAUGAACCUCAUGGUAGACAAGCCACGCCAGUCCCUACGUAUAACACCAACAACAAUCUGCAGCCUGGCUUUGUUGAGGAGAAGACUGGCUACCCCGACACAUUCGCCAUGAUGCCUGUGGGAUACUGCCAGCAUUCGGCCAUGCUGCCUCCCAACCACCACUGCACAUGCAAGGAAUACAGACAGAACUACUACCUACAAUCACACUCCCGUCGACCUCCUGGCACGCUGAACCCGGCCAUCAGUGUCCCUCUGAGCAUCUGCACUGCCGGUCUGUCGUGUGCCGCGAUGGGGAUUUACAGGGGCAUCAAGGAACACCAGGCUCGAAGAAGGCACAUGAAAGCCCAGAAGGAGACUACCACCGACGUCAAAACGGUACCAGCGACGUCGGUCGUCGAGACAUCCAUCGUCCGACCUUCGUCGGUUUCGCACAUUCCAGAGAUGCCAGGCGAUGGGGUCGCGGGUGGCCACGGCCACGCUCUCGAAGUCCCGGCGGACGAUACAACGACCGCUCAUCAUCCCAUGUCGCCGGAUUCGUUGCUGUCGCCCACAUAUUCUGAGCUGUCUGCUUCAACGGGACCCAUGGACAAAGUCGAAACCGUCUCCGAAAUAGACAGCACUCCGAUCGAGCCGCCUCCAGAGUAUCAUGAAAAGUCUUCACAAUAUAAAUGA
Molecule: messenger RNA, 675 nt
Organism: Exophiala spinifera
Lineage: Eukaryota; Fungi; Ascomycota; Eurotiomycetes; Chaetothyriales; Herpotrichiellaceae
Exons: 2
Coding region: 1-675 (224 amino acids)
Source: RefSeq, a predicted model, not a curated record